CGGCAACAGAUGGCGGCGGUGGCGGGGAGUAACAUUACGUCCAGCACAAAUCUAACGGGGUGGAGGCACUAAUGGGGGAGUCCGGACCUGCUACCAGACUUGGUUAUCUGACGAGGAACCGGAACAACGCUUAGUCAAUCUGACCUCAUUGAGAAAUUUUCGCCUACAGUCUUGGAUUUUUCUCUUUUUGCCUACAUUUUCCACCGGAGGCCGCAGAAGCCUCGGGCUAGAUUUGGCUACACACCGAGCCGAGUGCAGAAGGACAUCUGCGGGAUUGUUUGGAAAGUCUCGUGAAAUGUGUUUGCCUGAAUUUGACGGUUUGAAGUUGUAACCUGUUUAUUUUGUAGAGUCACUUGUGUUUACACGACAGCGAAAAUUGUAAUUAAUGCGGAGCAGUAAAAAAAAGUUACAAGCUAACUAGCUAGCUUGCAAUAAUGCUAGUUAGCUACCUAGCAGCGAAACUCCGGCAGGUUGAAUGAAUGAAUGAAUGAAUCGGCGUCCCACUGCAUUUAACUAACAAGUGCUUGCUGUUAUUACAAGAACACGUCGAGUAUUUCAUGAGACGACACGGGUUUACUACAACAGGGUGAGCCUGUGUGGCUAACUCUUUGACUGUUAACGUUACAUCCCCUCAAAUGGACAGGAAUGCCAUUCCAGGGAGUUGGUGGACAGCGGCGAUUUACCACGCAGAGAUAGUGUUGUGCUAAUACUGACAAAAGCCUGGUAAUGUUUAUGAAGCUGGGGGAAGCUAAUUUUAGCUAGCCACAGAUAUUUGCACGUCUUGGACUUGGCUGCGAUAGUGUGAAGCUUACGCCCGGUUUGGUAUGGGGAAUACGGUGUCAUGCUGCGUCUCUCCCGAGUCGAGCCCCAAGCUCCCGUCGAGACAACCGGCGGAGCGGCUGGAGGAGUUCCAGACCAGCACCGAAGUGAGCGAUGACAACACCGUGCCCUACCUGCAGCACAUAAGCGACAGAGAGGUCCCUGAUGAGCUGGCUCUGGAGUCUAACCCGUCUGACCACGCCCGAGCAAGCACCAUCUUCCUUAGCAAGUCCCAGACAGACGUACGAGACAAGAGGAAAAGCAACCACAUAAAUCAUAUCAGUCAUGUAUCUCCUGGUCCACUGUCAAAGAAAUACAGCUCCUGCUCCACAAUCUUUAUAGACGACAACACCGUCAGCCAGCCAAACCUCAAAAGCACAAUCAAAUGUGUCACAUUAGCAAUAUAUUACCACAUCAAAAACAGGGACUCAGACAGGUCACUGGACAUCUUUGAUGAGAAGUUGCACCCCUUAUCAAGAGAGCCAGUGCCAGACGACUACUCCCGUGUCGACCCAGAACACAAACUGAUCUACCGCUUCGUCAGAACGCUCUUCAGUGCUGCACAGCUGACCGCAGAAUGUGCCAUCGUCACUCUAGUAUAUUUGGAACGCCUGCUGACCUACGCCGAGCUGGAUAUCUGCCCCGCCAACUGGAAACGCAUCGUCCUGGGAGCCAUCUUGUUGGCUUCCAAAGUCUGGGACGACCAGGCUGUGUGGAACGUCGACUACUGCCAGAUCCUUAAAGACAUCACCGUGGAGGACAUGAAUGAGAUGGAACGCCACUUCCUGGAACUUCUUCAGUUUAAUAUCAACGUGCCAGCCAGUGUCUACGCCAAGUACUACUUUGAUCUGCGUCAGCUGGCCGACGACAACAACCUCAGCUUCCCCCUGGAGCCUCUCAACAACCAACGCGCCCAGAAACUAGAGGCCAUUUCAAGACUAUGUGAAGACAAGUAUAAGGACCUGAGUCGAGCGGCAAUGAGACGAUCCUUCAGCGCUGACAACCUGAUAGGUAUACGACGCUCCAACGCUGUGCUGUCAUAGGCCAGACUGCUGCCCUCUCAUUCCCAAAGCCCAGCUAACCCACAGCCAACCCUGCACAAAUGCAGCUGUCUCCCAGGUUCAACAUGGCCACGUCAGUCAGGAUUGAAAUGCUACUGUAAGACCGGCCCACACAGUAAUUUGCAUUACGGCUGCAGAGCUGCGUGAUCGUCAAAUUACACUUGAAAUUGAGGUGUUAACCCAAAACGUGACCACACAACUUUUGUUUUUACAAAUCCCCUAUUUAUUUUUUACUUGUUUCUUAUUUCCCAGAGAAAGUGUUCAGUAGGAAUUUCCUGCAGUUGUCUCUGAGGGGUAGUCUUUGUAUUGUCAUAAAAAUGUAACUUUCCCCCCAAAAUAUUUGAAUUAUUCCAAGUCUGGUGCUUUUCUAUAUUUUAGCUGUGGUCACAAAAUUCCAUGAAAAGACCAAAGCCAACGAUGUGUCCAUCUGUGGCGUUCAGCCCCAAGCCCACUGCUUUGUGCUGAAGGUAUAAAUAUAAUGUCGCUCACAAAUAUAUAAUCCAAUGAUUAAAAACAAAACAGCUGCCAGGGUUUUUCAACCAUUAAAUCAAGAAAAGGAAAAAGUGUGUCAGGGACUUUUUUAGUGGCAGAUUAAUACACAUUCGGUGCUCUGAGUGAUUUAUUACAGCAGCAGGAUGGUGUGUAUGUGGUUCAGUCAAAGUAAGCGACAUUGUGUUCAUGGUAAUGAAGGAAAAUUUCACCCACUGAAACAGUUUGGCUACCGUUGGGUAUUGUUGGGGCUUUUUCCUCAAUACCAAUGCGACAAACAAUACGUUUAACCCUCAGGUCCUGUUAAAAACGACUAUCAUCAAUUGUUAUUAUUAUUAACAAUAAAACAGACUGGGUUUUUGAACAAUAAGAAAAAAUGUCCAGAACCUUAGGAACUACAGUCCUUGCUAAGGAAGAAAGAAUGAUCUUUGCAGACGGGUUUACCACAGCUGCAGCCUCUGGUUGUCACCCGUUUCUGCCUUUUGCCAGUGGUCGCUCAAGGGAGACACAAGCUGCACUGCAUGCGGCUGCCCCUAUCUCUCUCCCCCUCGUCUGGCUCCGCAGAUGACCCCGCUGCUGUUGUAGCUGCUGCCUGCCCCUUGACAGCCUCCACAUAGGCCCUGGCGAAGGGAGCUCGACUGGAUAAGCGGCGUGACCAGAGCUUUCCCCAGCUCCUCAAUGAAGAGGCGGCGCCGGUACGAGCAUCCCCGUUUCCAAUCAGGGUCAAUGUGGCUCCACAGGACAAAGGCAUUGUAGCAGGAGAUGUCCAACAGGUUAUAGAAGAGGCAGAGUGGCCAGCGCUGGGUCUUUCGUUUGCAGGAAUACAGGGAAACUUGCUGGAGAGAGAGAGAAAAAAAGGAAAAUGAAUAAAUGAUUACACAAACAUUUAUCAUGCGUAAGCUACAAGUAAAAAAUAUGUUUAUUCAUAUAUGAAUAAUUACCUGGUCCAAAUGAUCCACCCCUCCUUUCGUCCUGUUGUAGUCCAGGAUCAUGACUGGUUUACGGUGGGGGUCAUCAGCGAUAUCAGCCUGCCUGUGCCGAGUGGAGAGUAGCAGGACCAGCUUCCUCCUCUUGCCCUUGGCCAGGAAGCUGACAGCUGUGCAUGUGGGGGUGUGAGCGAACACAGAGGAGAGGACCUCCCAGGAGGGCUGGUGGUGAUUCCGGCUUGUUUCUUCGAAUUGUCCCGAGCAUAGCCAGCUUCCCCCGGGCAUGGCUUGUGAAAAAAUUGUCCAUGGUAAUAGUGUGGCCAGUGGGAAGUCCCUCCGUCAGCUCAAGCACCACCCGCUGCAAAGUUCUCUGGAGAGUCCAUAAAAUGGCGCAACAGGACCUGAGGCAUGUUCUCCCUGUGUCAGCGUGGGUUUCAUCUUGGUACUCCGGCUUCCUCCCACAGUCCAAAGACAUGCAGGUUAAUUGGUGAUUCUAAAAACCCUACCUCAGAAGAGAACUAGAAGCCAGUCAUCUUUCCAUUAUCUGUUUAGGAGCAGUGAAACAGUCGCUACGGUGCUGAAUUAAAUGAGCCUGAUCAGGUUGAAAUGAGAGGCUAACUUCGCUCGUUAACUUCAAGGCUAACCCUGCUUCUUUAAUCAGCAGGUGGCAAGCAUGACACAGGAACAUGGCUUUGGUCUUGAGGAGUUGUAGCAUGUAUUCACUGACAAAUAGACUAAACUUUACUCACAUUGCACUAUGUUUUAACGUCACAAGCACUGCGAUGGUCGCGGCAGCUUCACUGUAGCGUGCCUCUCUUUUGCACAAUCUCUCGCACACUUUGGCUCUUGCGCACUCGCUACGUACGCAGUCUGGCACUAAAAUCUACCUGUUGCACAGGGGUUCAGUAACCAGCCCAGAGUGUGGCUGAUGUGUUUCUAACAGUUUCUGAACAAUAAUAGAGCUCUAUGGCUCAGACGAAUAAUGUCAUGUUUUAAAUAAACAGACCGUAUUUGUUGGAUCAGUUCAUCAUUGGUUUUGGUCUUUUCAAGGGAUUUGUUGACAAUACGGAAAUAACAAAUAUCACCCGACAGAUAAAAUGUCAAAGCAGUUCCUUGUAAAUUAGAUUUAAUCCCAAAAGUUAAUUUUGAGAGUGUAAAAAGAGGUGUUUAACGUGAAUUCCACUGGUGUUGGACACUAUUUAAAUUAUCUUCACAUUUGAAUUGGGAUAGACUCAACAGCAUGUCAGCUUUAUUCCGCAGGAGUUGGCUGAAUUUAGCAAACCUUCUGUUCUAAUGUGUCUGAGAAUCAGGAGUGCCAAUCUGGGGUCAGUUUCACUUUCCAGAGACACUCCAAGUGGGCAAACAGGAGCGAUUUCACAGAUUCAGGAUCAGUAUUGCUACCGAGCGGCUCGAUGUAGCAGUUAGGUCGACAAAAUGUAGGCUGGAUCCACGCUGUCCACCCUCAGUAUUGUGCCCCCUCAAAUCCUGCCACCCUGACCCCGCCUCAAAGAGCCCGUCAUCAGAUUACCAACCCCUGCUUGUCCCAGGCCCCCGGCCAGAGCUCUCGAACAAACUACAUAGAUACUGAGGGAGAAAAGAGACUGAUGGAUACUCCCCUCCUUUUUGCUUACUAUGUAGGCUACUUAGCUGUGAAAUUUGUCUUGUUUUUAAAUUGAAAAAAAAAAACAUUUGCAGAUGGAGUAUUUUAAAUAAACACUAAUCAUGUA
Epinephelus moara (kelp grouper) is the source of this 5022-nucleotide messenger RNA. RefSeq names its product cyclin Y-like 1 (gene ccnyl1). Lineage: Eukaryota; Metazoa; Chordata; Actinopteri; Perciformes; Serranidae. Gene Ontology annotation, cellular component: plasma membrane. Gene Ontology annotation, molecular function: protein kinase binding; cyclin-dependent protein serine/threonine kinase activator activity. Gene Ontology annotation, biological process: regulation of cyclin-dependent protein serine/threonine kinase activity; regulation of canonical Wnt signaling pathway. The transcript is spliced from 10 exons. The record is from RefSeq and is a predicted model, not a curated record. Bases 825 to 1862 code for a protein of 345 amino acids.